AUCGUUGGAUAACGGUGCCAUUACCUGUUCGAUAAUGAAUCUGAAUGAUCAGGAAGUGCCCACAGUUACUACUGAAUUAACGAGAUUGUCUGGAGAUGGAUUUAAUCGCCUAUCGGAAUCAGUAAACGAUGUUAGUUCUGGAUACUGUGCGAACUUUUUAUCAACGACGUCAAAUUGCGAGAAAAAUCAACGGGAGAGUGACAUUUAUCAUAAUCAGGAGUAUCGACAUGAACCUUGGCUUCAAGAUGGUAGCAGUUGUGAGACAGAAGAUAGUGAACACUACAUGACGGAUUUUCAAAGAAAUACCAACAGAAACAUGAAGCAGGAAUCGAGUUGCAGACAAAGAAGUGAUGUUAAUUGUCCAACACAAUAUCAAACACAGUCAACAAAUUCACAUUCGCAGUCAACAAAUUUCUUAAAUUUAAGUCCAGCGGCACCUGCGUCGUGUUUCAGUCAAUCGAGUCCACGUGCAGAAGGAUCGGAAAAUAUUGCAGUCAAGGAAGAACCAGCCGAUAGAGACUUUACCGAAUCAACGUCAACAGUUACAAAUAUUUCAUCUCCCGAUGCAGAAACGCGAAAUUCACAUAACAAUCUAAUCUACCAGCAGCGCUACGCCUCAAAUCGAAGCGAACGAGAGAGCAGAAGUUCGCCAACGACAAUAAGUCGUCCGGACAGUGCAUCGUCAGUGAAUUCACAAUGGCCAUCGUCGCAAACAAAUGCCGCGUCUGAUAAUUAUCAUUCGCGACGUCAGGAAUGGUCGAGUGAAAUUUACAAUGCAAAACGAAGUUGCACACCAACGUGGACAGAACUCGGUGCACAAUUGGAGCCAGCGGCUAAUAAUAAUUCGCCAUCCUCGUCAUCAUGGGAGCGACAGAGUGCAUCGUGUUAUUUGCAGAAGCAAAGAAAUUCGCCAUUGAAUACAAUAACGACGACGACAACAACAACAAUGUCCUCCUCGUGGAGUAGUGAUUAUGCGAAAACUAAUAAUAAAAAUGGACCACCAUCGUCGUGGAGUGAUGUCACCGUUGGUUAUCAGCAGCAGCGAAGGGGUUCACUUCAGUUGUGGCAAUUUUUGGUUGCUCUACUCGAUGAUCCGGCGAAUGCUCCUUGUAUCGCGUGGACCGGAAGGGGAAUGGAGUUCAAAUUGAUUGAACCUGAAGAGGUUGCACGCAGAUGGGGCGUUCAAAAGAACAGACCAGCAAUGAACUAUGACAAAUUGAGUCGCUCAUUGAGGUAUUAUUACGAGAAGGGAAUAAUGCAAAAGGUCGCGGGCGAAAGAUACGUUUAUAAAUUCGUCUGCGAUCCAGAGGCACUUUUUAAUAUGGCCUAUGGCACCGGAAACACCCCAUUAACCAGCGAUAUGCAAAACGGUUUGUCCAAGAGUCAUGUGACAGGGGGAAAAGUUUCAUCGGCCACUGAUAUUGUCGAUUUGGGGAAGCAUUCCGCCAGCGGCUACGGUGACGCCGUACUCGCCAUGUACUCAAAUACCGCUUCAGUUUAUGGACAAUCGAGUCUCCACCAUUUGCAUCAAUAUUUGGGCAGUAAUGAGGGUUUCAAAACACCCCCAACUCGUUAUCAUUCACAUUAUGCCCAGCAGUAUGCGAACAAUCAUCAUCAUCAUCACCAUCAUCACCAUCAUCAUCCAACGUCAUCGGCGUACACUGAGACAUUUUUAAAUUAUGGAUUGGGAAUUUCGGCGCACGAAUUUCCUCUUGAUGCAAGAACACAGGAAUUAUCAUCGUCAUCAUCGUCGUCGUCAGCAUCAAGACCAGUUUAUACCAUUGACUCGUGUGAAAGUACAGAGAGAGAUCAUGACUCAACAUCAGUGGCAACGGCAACAUAUCAUGGCUUACAGAGAUCUCAAAUAUCGACCAAUAUUGUCAGUUCUCAAACACCCCUAAUAGAGGGUAGUGCCAGUUCGAAAAUUGAACAAACACCCUACACAUGCCUCGGCGUUGGAAGCUGUGUAUGUUAAAGAGAAAAAAAAAAGAAUUCAGUAAGAAAAAUAAUCUACAUAUAUUAUGAAUAUAUAUUUUGUCCAUAACAAUCUAAAUUUAACAAUUAAUCGAUUUUUUUUACAACAAAUCAAUUUUCUC
Molecule: messenger RNA, 2096 nt
Organism: Leptopilina heterotoma
Lineage: Eukaryota; Metazoa; Arthropoda; Insecta; Hymenoptera; Figitidae
Gene: Ets96B
Product: ETS translocation variant 4-like
Exons: 9
Coding region: 35-1975 (646 amino acids)
Biological process (GO): regulation of transcription by RNA polymerase II; cell differentiation
Cellular component (GO): nucleus
Molecular function (GO): sequence-specific DNA binding; DNA-binding transcription factor activity, RNA polymerase II-specific
Source: RefSeq, a predicted model, not a curated record